Beta vulgaris subsp. vulgaris (sugar beet) is the source of this 630-nucleotide messenger RNA. Its product is annotated as signaling peptide TAXIMIN 2-like. The transcript has 2 exons. The record is from RefSeq and is a predicted model, not a curated record. Bases 160 to 498 code for a protein of 112 amino acids. NCBI's taxonomy places the organism in Eukaryota, Viridiplantae, Streptophyta, Magnoliopsida, Caryophyllales, Amaranthaceae.
CUUUCUUAACUGUCUCGCAUUACCUUUUACUUCCUUUCUCCCUGGAAAAAUUAAAGCAAGCUCCUUCUAUUUAAAACAUUAAUCAUUAGCAAAGCAUUCUCCUCCUCUUACUUACUAUUCAAACCAUUGAAUUAUUCGACCGUGUUUAGCUAGCAUAUCAUGAAAGGAAAAAUUGAAGAAAUAGAAGCUCAGUAUCCUCCUCCUUCUCAUCAUCGUGAUCAUGAUCAUGAUCAUGAUCAUCACCACAAAGACGAUGAAGAAGAAGAACAACAACCAAGGCGCGGUUGUCGGCCAAUAGCAUACUUGCUUGGAUUUCCAUUUGCCAUUUCUGCCUUCCUUUUAUCUCUUGCUGCUGGGAUUGUUUGGAUACUUGGGUCAUUAUUGAGUUAUGUGUGCCCAUGUUUAAGCUGUUGUGCAGAUCUGGCAAAUAAAGCCAUGGACGUUAUAAUGCUACCUAUUAAUGUCUUUAGAUGGUUUAUUGAUAAGAUUCCCUGUUGAUAGACUGAGUUCAUAAUUUCCUAUUAUAAUUUAUUUAAUUGAGUUUUGCGUAUUUUGAUUAGUGAGUUUGUAAUUUAAUUCAAAGUUCCAGUGUUUGACUUCUAAUUUAUCAAAAGUUGUAAAUUGUAAUCA